Molecule: messenger RNA, 1158 nt
Organism: Neltuma alba
Lineage: Eukaryota; Viridiplantae; Streptophyta; Magnoliopsida; Fabales; Fabaceae
Product: protein Jade-1-like
Exons: 2
Coding region: 90-1145 (351 amino acids)
Biological process (GO): regulation of transcription by RNA polymerase II
Source: RefSeq, a predicted model, not a curated record
UUCUUUCAAUCCUACCUUUCCUUCCCUGCCUUUGAAUCUGCCGUCAAACCCCACAAACAAACCCAGAAGCCCCUCCUCCCAUAGAAAAAAUGGAUACCAAUUAUCAUGGCUUACCUCCCCUCAAGAGAUUCAGACUCAUCCAACAGCAACAAGAGCUCCAGAAUCAACAGCGACAUCACAAUCACGGUCGCAAAACUCAGGAUGAAGGCGCCAGUGUCUCUGGCUCAACCUUACCGGCAAAGAAGCGUAAAGAAUCUCGAGAUUCAACAUUUCUUUCUGAUUCGGCAGUUUCAGUUUGUGUCAACACUUAUUCGUUACCGGCUAAGAAACGGGUAUGGGCUCUUCAACCUGAUUUUGGUUCCGAUGUCGGCGUUUCUUCUAUUGACCUUAAUGUUGAAUACAAACCAUCGAUUGAGGAAGAAGUAAAAUCAAUAGAUGAUGAAGCGAAUGAUACUGAAAUUCCACCUGUAGCAAAUUCCCUCGAUGUUGAAAAUGAGAAUGAGAAUGAAAUUCAAAAUACUGAAGAUGUUGAUGAAGAUGAUGAGGAUGGGAUUGUAUGUGCUGUAUGUCAAAGCACAGAUGGGGAUCCAUCAGAUCCAAUUGUUCUCUGUGAUGGGUGUGAUCUAAUGGUUCACGCCGCAUGCUAUGGCAAUCCGCUUGUAAAAGGAAUUCCAGAGGGUGAUUGGUUCUGUGAAACAUGCAGAGUUUCAUCGUCUUCUGAAACUAAGAAUGAUGAUGAAAACAACAUUUCUUGUUGUCUCUGUCCUGCAAAGGAAGGGGCUAUGAAACCUACUGUAGAUGACCGGUGGGCCCAUAUUGUGUGUGCUCUUUUAGUGCCUGAGGUGUUUUUUAAGGACCCAGAAGGAAGAGAAGGGAUUGAUUGCUCAAAGGUUCCCAAGAAGAGGUGGUCUGAGAAGUGUUACAUUUGUGAAUCUUCAAAUGGGUGUGCCAUUGUGUGUUCUGAGAUCAAGUGUCCUUUGGCAUUUCAUGUCACCUGUGGAUUGAAAGAGGAUCUUAGCAUCGAGUAUCGUGAAGGGAAGAAGAGCACUACCAUCGUUGCUGGUUUCUGCAGAGGCCACACUGAAUUAUGGAGAAAGCAACAGCUAUCUGGAAAAUACAAAAUCGUUGCUGAAGAAAACAAGUAGCAAUACUAGUCAC